Notolabrus celidotus (New Zealand spotty) is the source of this 2135-nucleotide messenger RNA. RefSeq names its product diphthamide biosynthesis 1 (gene dph1). Gene Ontology annotation, biological process: protein histidyl modification to diphthamide. The record is from RefSeq and is a predicted model, not a curated record. Lineage: Eukaryota; Metazoa; Chordata; Actinopteri; Labriformes; Labridae. Gene Ontology annotation, molecular function: 2-(3-amino-3-carboxypropyl)histidine synthase activity. The transcript has 12 exons. The coding region runs from base 82 to 1368 and encodes 428 amino acids.
UCGAUUUAUCUCCCCUGGACUCCUCACUCGAUUGCUUUCGCCUUUCUCUUUUCCACAUGUGUGCUGUUAGGAAAAGAAAACAUGGCUGCGCCCGCGAGUGAUGUACAGCUGGUCCCUGCCAAAAAGCCAACAGUCCGAGGACCGCGGCGGGUCGCCAAUCAAAUCCCAGAUGAAAUCCUGCAGGACCCUGAGUUACAGGAAGCUAUCAAAGCUCUGCCUGCAAAUUACAACUUUGAGAUCCACAAGACGGUUUGGAGAGUGAGACAAGCAAAUUCUACAAGAGUGGCUCUGCAGCUGCCAGAGGGCCUGCAGAUGUUUGCCUGUGUCAUUGCCGACAUCAUUGAGAGGUUCACAGAAGCGGAUACCAUCGUGAUGGGGGACGUGACUUACGGGGCCUGCUGCGUAGAUGACUUCACCGCCCGAGCCCUGGGAGCCGACUUCAUGGUGCACUAUGGCCACAGUUGUCUCAUCCCCAUCGAUUCUACAGCGGGCAUAAAGAUGCUUUACGUGUUCGUGGACAUCCAGAUGGACAAUGGACACUUCCUGGAUACGGUCAAGUUCAACUUCCCUGCUGGACAAUCUCUGGCACUCGUCAGCACUAUUCAGUUUGUGGCAGCACUGCAGGCCGUGAGUGCAGCUUUGAAGCCGGAGUACGAUGUGCUAGUCCCGCAGUGUCGUCCUCUGUCGCCAGGAGAAAUUUUGGGCUGCACCUCACCUCGCUUGGACCGCCAUGUCAACGCCAUAAUUUAUCUGGGAGAUGGAAGAUUUCAUCUGGAAUCAAUCAUGAUCGCGAACCCAGAUACCCCUGCCUACAGGUACGACCCCUACAGCAAGGUGUUCAGCAGGGAGUACUACGACCACGAGGCCAUGCGUGCCUUAAGGCUCCAGGCAGUUGACAAGGCUCGCUCAGCCCAGAGAUGGGGCCUGAUUUUGGGCACGCUGGGCCGGCAGGGCAGCCCAAAAGUCCUGGAGCAUCUGGAGUCAAAGCUGCAGUCACACGGCAAGUCUUUUACUCGGGUUCUCCUGUCUGAGAUUUUCCCCAGCAAGCUGGAUUUGAUGUCAGAUGUGGAUGCGUGGGUCCAGAUCGCUUGUCCACGCCUCUCUAUCGACUGGGGCACAGCCUUCUCCAAACCCCUGCUGUCCCCAUAUGAGGCAGCUGUAGCUUUGCAGGAGGUCAGCUGGAAGGAAGUCUACCCCAUGGACUUCUACUCCAAUCAGAGCCUGGGGCCGUGGACGCCCAACCACCCGGACAACCAGCCUGUGCGGCCCACUCGCAGACAGAACCAGAAACAAGGCUCCCAGCCAGCCCUUCCUCCCAAGCAGUGUGGGCAGGACCAGUGCGCCCCCUGUGGCUGUAAAGGAGAGUGACACGCCAGGACCAGUGCUGUGUGUGUGUGUGUGUGAUUCGUCUCAUUGCCUGCCGGGUGCCUUUGCCUCUGUAAUGGCUGCAGGGAGGUCAAACCAGAGGAGGAGGCGGAGGAGGCGGAGGAGGACAGUGGGUAUGUGUCCAGACAGUCUAUCAACAGAGCAGUGCCAAAGCCAGAGGAAGCCCUCAGCCCGCUCCUCAAAUGGAUUACCAGCCAUAAAUAAUCCCUCGUCUUACAGCACAGCAGUUCAAAACCCAAAUUCAUUGCUCUUAUUCACGUUCUCCCUGCAUGGGCUCUGAGCUCAAAAUAUGCAUGCAACUGAGAGAAUAGCUCGAGCGUUUAUGAGCUCAUUUGUCAAAAAAAUUCCCCAUGAAGGAGCUGCUCUCUGCUGUGCUGUGAAAAGGAGUUCUUCCUGCACAGGGGAAACAUGUGGGCCUUUCUGUAAUGGAGACGCGGCUCAUGUUAUUGUCGCGGGGAGAACGUGUGAGGUGACCUUGUGCACACAGUGUGGAAUUGAAGUGUCUGUGGAUGUGGGAGGCUUUAGUCAAACUUGUCCUUGGUUGAAUUGCUGUAUAUAGUCAGACACUUGAGAUGUUAUCUUUAUGAUUGAUUUAAAAGGUUGUAUGAAGCACUUUGUUUGAUGUACAUUAUGUUAGUUUUUACAAGAUAAUCCCACUGAAGUACGAGUGAUGACAAUGUAAUGUAUUAUUACACAAACCUCCUCUGUCUUUUUUAUUCAAAUUCUAAAACAUUAAAUGAGUAACAGAG